Messenger RNA from Hibiscus syriacus, 1446 nucleotides. RefSeq lists its product as uncharacterized. The transcript has 2 exons. Lineage: Eukaryota; Viridiplantae; Streptophyta; Magnoliopsida; Malvales; Malvaceae. Bases 1 to 1446 code for a protein of 481 amino acids. The record is from RefSeq and is a predicted model, not a curated record.
AUGCCUCCUAAAUUCACUGCCUGGAUUGAAACUUGCUUCACUGAAGCUAGAUAUUCAAUCUCUCUUAAUGACUCUCUAGUUGGCUACUUCAAAGGUAAAAGAGGUUUAAGGCAAGGUGAUCCUUUAUCACUCAUCUUGUUUGUUCUAGCAAUGAAUAUACUUUCUAAACUCCUCAAUACUGCUGCUGCCAUAGGUCUUUUCGGGUACCAUCCAAAAUGUAAACAAAUUGGUCUUACUCAUUUAACCUUUGCAGAUGAUCUUCUUAUCUUCUGUAAAGGAAAUCUGGAAUCAGUUAUUGGAGUUACCACUAUACUGAAGAAAUUUUAUGAAAUUUCUGGGCUUCAAUUAAAUGUAGCCAAAUAUGAUUUGUUUGCUGUUGGAAUCUCUUCUGGAAAUCUUGAAUCUAUCUUAAUUUCUAUUGGUUUCAAGCAUGGUCUCCUUCCAGUCAGAUAUAUUGGUGUUCCCCUUGUUACCAGGAAACUUAAUGCUACUGACUGCUCUUCCUUUAUUGAAAAAAUCAGAUCCAAAAUUCACCUUUGGUCUGGGAAACAUCUCAGCUAUGCAGGAAGAUUGGAGCUUGUUAAAACUAAAAGUACUGAUGCAACAGCUUCAGGAGCCAGAGUAAGCUGGAAUAACUUAUACUGUCCUAAAUCUGAAGGUGAGCAGGGAUUAAAAGAUCUUAAAACUUGGAAUAAGGUCUACAUGAUACAACUUAUUCGUUCUCUCCUCGCUGGUGAAGGAUCGCUUUGGAUUGCCUGGAUUUACACUUACGUGAUUAAAUCCAAAGAAUUCUUACAGAUGUUGAAUAAACCCUCUUAUAGCUACUACUUUAACAGGCUUUUGAAACUAAGAUCUGAGGCCAUUCCAAUUCUUAAUUUAGGAUUUUCUUCUUCUAAAAGCAUUUGGGAAGAGUUACGUAUCAAGCAUGGAAAAAUAUUCUGGCACAAGAUUGUAUGGUAUCCCCUUCAUAUUCCCAAAUUUAGCAUUAUUACUUGGCUUGCAGUCUUGGAUCGUCUUCCUACUAGAGAAAGACUUACUCGUACGGGAAUUACAAACGUUGGCUCUUGCAUCUUAAGCAAUGAUGGCAUUGAAACGAGGAAUCAUUUGUUUACUGAAUGUCCUAUGGUUGCUACUCUUUGGAAUAGAAUUCUAAAUCUUUUUCUUUUGGAUAAGCCUCAUAUGUCUUGGGAUUCUUUUCUUGCUUGGGCAUCUUCGACUUGGAAAGGAAAAUCUCUCCUUACAACCAUAUUGAAGAUUGCCUGGUGCUCAUUCAUUUACUACGUUUGGGAAGAAAGAAAUAGACGUUUAUUCCAAGGACGUGUUAGAACCAUUGAUGAUUUUCUCUUUUCAAUCAAAGAAAUUGUUAGUGCUCAACUUAGGAAUAGAGAUACUAAUAGUCUUGAUUUUGUUAAUAUGCAACUUAUGACUAAUUGGGGCAUAGGAUAA